GAUACUGGACCACGCCUAGCGGCGACGGUGAUCGUUCUAUCCAUUAUGGCCUACCCUUUACUGGCAUUACGAGUCUACAUUAGGCUGAGCACACGAGCAUGGGGUGCUGACGACUGGUCUAUGCUGUUCGCAGCCAUACCAUUCACUGCUCUGACGAUAGCAUGUCUGGGUGGUGCUUUCAACGGCAUUGGUGGACAUGAAGCUGAGCUGGGCGAGAAACAGGUCUCGAUCGGCCUUCAUUGGUUCUUCUUCUUCGAAGUCUUCUACUGCAUUGCAAUUGUGCCAAUCAAGCUUAGUAUCUCCUUGAUGGAAAUCCGAAUUGCGAGCAGUAAGAAAAGCUUCAUCAUUGCGCUAUGGGUCACCUCCGGCAUGUUCAUCGUCAUGAACAUCAUCUCUCUUUUCGUUAUCAUCUUCCACUGCAACCCGAUCUCCUGGGCAUGGGAUACAACAACUCCUGGAGGACAUUGCAACUCCGCAACUGUGCUUACCAACAUCUACUAUGCCGAUACUGCCGUCAACAUUUUCACCGAUUGGUUCUGCGCAUUGCUGCCUGUUCCUCUGUUGUGGUCAAUUCAGCUCAAUCGCAACUCCAAGGUCUCGGUCGUCUUCCUCUUGAGCUUGGGUGUUCUCGCCAGUCUUUCAGCCUGCAUUCGACUCAAGUACACCGUCAACCUGAACAACUCCACAGACUACAUUCACGGUGUUGGCGACAUUGUCAUCUGGGGUUACGCCGAAAAUGGUAUCGGUAUGGUUGUUGGCUGCUUGAGUACCUUGCGUCCAUUGUUCCGCCGUGUCUUCCAGCUCGGCAGCUCG
Messenger RNA from Aureobasidium namibiae CBS 147.97, 813 nucleotides. RefSeq lists its product as uncharacterized. The record is from RefSeq and is a predicted model, not a curated record. Lineage: Eukaryota; Fungi; Ascomycota; Dothideomycetes; Dothideales; Saccotheciaceae. The transcript is spliced from 3 exons. The annotation marks the transcript as partial.